GUGACAAGUUUAGUAGUCUCAAAAUGGGUUAUAUCCCUUCCCCCUUCACAUCAGAAUCUUGUGAAAUGGGAAAACAACAGAAGGAGGGGAUCAAAGAUAGCUGAUCUCACAUGCUUCCCAGGCAGGGCAGAGGUGGGAGUCAAACCCGGGUGACAGGUGGGUGGAGAGCCCUGUUUGAGGUUGUGGCUGAUCCCUCUCUGGUAUUAGCUUUUCCCCUGGGAGCAGGAAGCCCUAGGAAGAGGGGACUGUAGGGUCCCCAGGGGAUCUAUCCUCCCUCCCCUGCAUGAGGCAGAGGCAAGCUGCCUGCCAACCCCCUCCCUCAAGGAAUGGCCUUGCCCGGGAAUGCCCACCACACAUACCCUCUUCUUUUUUUCUAGUCAAACUCUUGUUUAUUCCUUGGCUUGCCUCCCUCCUUCCUCCCCUCUCAACCUUUACUUCUGAUUUCUAUUUCAUGGAAUUUGGGAUUGAAGUUAAACUACAACAGUGCCGCCAACACCAAGUCUUGCAGGAAAAAAAUACAAAGAAAUUUAACAAAAAAAAUAUAUUAAUAAAAAAGUUCAAAAAAGGGGGGGGAUUGUCAUCUCCUUUGGGGUGCGAUGGCUUCAAAUCCAAACUGAGGCUCUCCGGGUGGUAAGGAUGUGCGAGGAGGCCUCUUGAAGAACUCCAGGCCUAUCAUGCUGUCUCUCCGCUAAAGCCUGAGGCCCGAGGUCAGAGGAUUCAGGAAGGCUCUGCAGUCGGCCCAGGAGGGCGGGGUCCCGUGGUGGAGGCGGGGAGAGGGAAGGACCGCACGGAGCACCAACCCCUGCUCGGCCCCGUACCAGGAAGCGCUGGGGGGCAGAGGAGCGGAGUUGAGGCAGAAGCCAGGUGAGGCUGGAGUCCUGGGGUAGGCAGGCUGUGGCUGCCGCUGCCUGAGACGGAAAUCGGGGGAGGAAGCUCGCGGAAGAAACAGCAGAGGGUCGUGGAAAGAAAGUAAUGGCUGAGCUAGGGAUAGGGUACCAGGUAGGGGGAGGAAACGGGAGAGAGAAAUAGGUGGGGCUACGGCGCAUGCUCAAUAGGAAGGGGCGCCGGUGGGGUGCGGACGCAUGCGUAGUGGGCUUCUCGGGCGGUGGGGUGGGCGCGGAAUUUGGAGACCCACUUCGGGAAAGGAUGGUGGUGACUUCGCUGAAGCUUCAGGACCUCAUCGAAGAGAUUCGCGGGGCCAAGACUCAGGCCCAGGAGCGGGAGGUGAUACAAAAGGAGUGUGCCCACAUCCGGGCCUCCUUCCGCGACGGGGACCCGGUGCACAGGCACCGGCAGCUGGCCAAACUUCUCUACGUCCACAUGUUGGGCUACCCCGCCCACUUUGGACAGAUGGAGUGCCUGAAACUGAUCGCCUCCUCCAGAUUCACAGACAAGAGGGUGGGCUACCUGGGGGCCAUGCUUCUAUUGGAUGAGAGGCACGAUGCCCACCUGCUCAUUACCAACAGCAUCAAGAAUGACCUGAGCCAGGGGAUUCAGCCAGUACAAGGCCUGGCCUUGUGCACUUUGAGCACCAUAGGCUCUGCUGAGAUGUGCCGAGACCUGGCCCCAGAAGUGGAGAAACUGCUCCUGCAACCCAGUCCCUACGUGCGCAAGAAGGCUAUUCUGACUGCAGUGCACAUGAUCCGGAAGGUGCCUGAACUCUCCAGUGUCUUCCUCCCACCCUGUGCCAAACUGGUUCAUGAGCGUCACCAUGGCAUCCUGCUGGGCACCAUCACGCUGAUCACGGAGCUCUGCGAACGAAGCCCUGCAGCCCUCAGGCACUUCCGAAAGGUGGUACCCCAGCUGGUACAGAUCCUCCGGACUCUGGUGACAACGGGAUACUCCACAGAACACAGCAUAUCUGGAGUCAGCGACCCCUUCCUGCAGGUCCAGAUACUUCGUCUGCUUCGGAUCCUGGGCCGGAACCACGAGGAGAGCAGUGAGACCAUGAAUGACUUGCUGGCCCAGGUGGCCACUAACACAGACAGCAGCCGAAAUGCCGGAAAUGCGGUCCUGUUUGAGACAGUACUCACCAUCAUGGACAUCCGCUCUGCAGCUGGCCUACGGGUUCUAGCUGUCAACAUUCUUGGCCGCUUCCUACUCAACAGUGACAGGAACAUUAGGUAUGUAGCCCUGACAUCACUGCUUCGACUGGUGCAGUCUGAUCACAGUGCUGUACAGCGGCAUCGGCCCACUGUUGUGGAAUGUCUACAGGAAACUGAUGCCUCCCUCAGCCGGAGAGCCCUGGAACUAAGCCUGGCUCUGGUAAAUAGCUCCAAUGUGCGAGCCAUGAUACAAGAGCUGCAGGCCUUUCUGGAGUCCUGCCCUCCUGACCUACGGGCUGACUGUGCCUCAGGCAUCCUGCUGGCUGCAGAGAGGUUUGCUCCAACCAAACGCUGGCACAUAGACACCAUCCUGCAUGUGCUGACAACGGCGGGCACCCAUGUGCGGGAUGAUGCAGUGGCCAACCUGACCCAGCUGAUUGGGGGGGCCCAGGAGCUACAUGCCUACUCUGUGCGCCGCCUCUACAAUGUCCUGGCAGAAGACAUUUCCCAGCAACCACUGGUGCAGGUGGCAGCCUGGUGCAUUGGGGAGUAUGGGGACCUUCUGCUGGCAGGGAACUGCGAGGAGAUUGAGCCCCUUCAGGUGGACGAAGAGGAAGUGCUGGCAUUGCUGGAAAAGGUGCUGCAGUCCCAUAUGUCCCUGCCAGCCACUCGAGGAUAUGCCCUCACAGCCCUCAUGAAGCUCAGCACUCGCCUCUGUGGGGACAACAACCGCAUCCGCCAGGUGGUGUCCAUCUACGGGAGCUGCUUGGACGUGGAGCUGCAGCAGCGGGCUGUGGAGUAUGACACACUCUUCCGGAAAUACGACCACAUGAGGGCUGCUAUCCUGGAAAAAAUGCCUCUUGUGGAGCGAGAUGGCCCUCAGGCUGAUGAGGAAGCAAAAGAAAGCAAAGAAGCAGCCCAGCUUUCAGAAGCAGCCCCAGUGCCCACAGAGCCCCAGGCCUCGCAGCUCCUGGAUCUGCUAGAUCUCCUGGAUGGGGCUUCUGGGGAUGUCCAGCAUCCUCCCCCUCUGGACCCCGCCCCAGGAGGUGCUCUGGUACACCUGCUUGACCUUCCCUGUGCACCUCCACCCCCAGCUCCCAUCCCAGAUCUCAAAGUGUUUGAGCGUGAGGGAGUACAGCUGAAUCUGUCUUUCAGUCGACCCCCUGAAAACUCUGCUUUGCUGUUAAUCACCGUCACUGCCACCAACUUCUCAGAGGGUGAUGUCACCCAUUUCAUCUGCCAGGCUGCUGUGCCCAAGAGUCUCCAGCUGCAGCUGCAGGCCCCCAGUGGGAACACAGUUCCAGCUCGGGGUGGCCUUCCUAUCACCCAGCUCUUCAGAAUCCUCAAUCCUAACAAGGCCCCCCUGCGGCUAAAGCUGCGCCUCACCUACAACCACUUUCACCAGUCGGUGCAGGAGAUCUUUGAGGUGAACAACCUGCCUGUGGAAUCGUGGCAGUAACUGUCUCCACUCACAGCCUGAAAUUCUCCUGUGUCCCAAACCCCAGGGGGCCCCAGCAGCUUCGAACCUACACCUGAGGGCUACCAGCAGGUGGCGCUCUGGCUUUGCACUGCAAAAACUGGGGACCAGCCCCCUUCUCCCACAAAUAAAGCCCAAAAAAGCCUGA
This is a messenger RNA of Symphalangus syndactylus (siamang), 3670 nucleotides long. It is a transcript of the gene AP1G2, whose product is annotated as adaptor related protein complex 1 subunit gamma 2. Gene Ontology annotation, biological process: intracellular protein transport; vesicle-mediated transport. Gene Ontology annotation, cellular component: Golgi apparatus; membrane coat; AP-1 adaptor complex. The record is from RefSeq and is a predicted model, not a curated record. NCBI's taxonomy places the organism in Eukaryota, Metazoa, Chordata, Mammalia, Primates, Hylobatidae.